AGAGAGAGAAUCUCAGCUAUGUGUUCUUCCUCGUCGUAAAAAAAGAGGGGGAAAAAAAAGAAAAAGAAGGAAAAAAAUGUUCUCGUCGCCGAUCAGAAACCCUAGCCUGGGGUUUACGCCGACGGAUUUUCUAAUCCCGAAAGAGGAGGAGGUGGAGAUGGCAGCGACGACGGGGGGAUCGAAGGAGGAGGAGACGGAGAGCUGUCACGCGGACGGCACGUGCGGCGGCGAGGUCGCCGGCGAGGAGGGGAAGAGGAAGCGACACCACCGACAUACUGCUCGUCAGAUUAAAGAGAUGGAAGCGUUGUUUAAGGAGUGUCCGCACCCGGACGACAAACAACGGCAGAGGCUGAGCCAAGACCUGGGCCUCACGCCCCGCCAGGUCAAAUUCUGGUUCCAGAACCGGCGCACCCAGAUGAAGUCUCAGCAAGAUAGAGCGGAAAACGUGAUUCUGAGAGGGGAGAACGAGAGUUUAAGGAGCGAGAAUUUCCGGCUGCGGUCGAUGAUGAGGGAUGUGAGGUGUCGGAGCUGCGGUGGGCCCGCGGUGCUCGGUGAGAUGCCGUGCGGUGGUGACCGACAUCUCCGGCUUGAGAAUGCUCAGCUCAAGGACGAGCUCCAGCAUUUAUCCUGCAUUGUCGACGCCGACCCUCUUCUAGCUCUUAGCCCUGCACCCCUACUCAUGCUGCCAUCUCCAGACCCUGACAUGAGCAUCUAUUCAAGGCACUUGGGGGAGCUCCAGAUGGUCCCGGUCCACACCAUUACCAAGAACCACCCAAAGCUCGGUGGGCCCAUAAUCAUGGACCAGGACCAGGGACCAGCAAUGGAACUAGCAACGACUGCAUCCGAGCACUUGAAGAGGUUGUGCAGCAUUGGAGAGCCUCUGUGGAUUAACAAUAAUAAUUUUGGAGGAAUUGUGGAGGUCUUGAAUGUGGAGGAGUAUAGAAAAUCUUUUCAUUGGCCUGUUGAGCUUAAGCAGGAGAGUGGAGAAUUUAGGAAUGAGGGCACAAGGGAUUCUGGGCUUGUGAUGAUGAAUAGUGUGACUUUGGUUGAUGUAUUUUUGGAUGCUAAUAAGUGGAUGGAGUUGUUUUCUUCAAUCGUCUCCAAGGCAAGAACACUUCAGAUUAUAAGUUCUGGGAUUUCUUGCCAUGGCAAUGGUUCCCUUCAUCUGAUGUAUGCAGAGCUCCAAGUUCUUUCUCCUUUGGUGCCUACUCGAGAGGCACACUUCCUUCGGUAUUGCCACCACAAUGCAGAAGAGGGAACUUGGACAAUUGUUGAUUUUCCCAUCGAUCGCUUGCAUAAUGGGUUUGACAUCCCUCUCCCUCGCUAUAGAAGGAGACCAUCAGGAUGUAUCAUUCAAGAUAUGCCCAAUGGCUAUGCAAGGGUGAUGUGGGUUGAACAUGCAGAAAUAGAGGACAAACCAGUGCAUAAUGUAUUCGAUCAACUCGUUAGCAGUGGUGUUGCCUUUGGAGCAACAAGAUGGCUCUCCAUCUUGCAACGACAGUGUGAAUGCCAUGCAAGCCUCAUGGUUCGAAAAAUUCCUGAUCUCGGAGUUAUCCCUUCAGCAGAUGCAAGGAUGAAUUUUAUGAAGCUUUCACAACGAAUGGUUAAGAUUUUUUGUUCUAACAUCAGUUCAGCCAGCAAUCAAUCAUGGGCUGCACUCUCUGAGUCUUCUGAUGAUAUAACUAGGGUAAAGACUCAGAAAAAUAUUGAACCAGGACAGCCCACUGGAGUUAUACUUACUGCAGUUUCUACAGCAUGGCUUCCAUUUUCUCAUCAACAGGUGUUUGAUCUUUUGGCCAAUGAGCAACGGAGGUCUCAGCUUGAUGUUCUUUCCAGCGGGAGCUCAUAUCAUGAGGUUGCUCACAUUGCGAAUGGCUCAUACCAAAAGAACUGUGUUUCCCUUCUGCGCAUAAAUGCCCCAAGCAACUCCUCCAGUGUAGAGCCCCUCCUACAAGAGAGCAGCACCCAUGACUCCGGUGGCAGCAUCAUCGUCUACGCCGCUAUCGAUGUCCAUGGCGUCCAGGUCGCCAUGAGCGGCGAGGACACCUCCUUCAUCCCCCUCCUCCCCACCGGCUUCGUCCUCCUCCCUGCACCAUCUCAAAUUUCCCCAUCAGACGAAAAUGUCGACGGUUCAGUCAUUGGUUGUUUGCUCACCGUCGGCGUGCAGGUUCUGGCGAGCACCGUGCCGUCAGCGAAACUGGAUUUAUCUAGUGCUUCUUCUAUUAGCGCUCAUCUCCGCAGUGCAUUGCGGCAGAUCAGCGCAGCACUCGGUGGCGGUGGAAGUGGUGGCGGGGCCCGCGCAGAUUCGGAGCCCGAAUCUGCUUGAAAUUACGGAGACGCCCUUCCUCGGGAUUCAGUCUUUUGGUUUAAGAUUUACGAAAGUGCCCUUUUGAAGAUUUUAGAUUUGAGAGGGUGUUUGACGAGGGAUCACCAGUAAAAUGAGGACAAUGCCCCUUGGAAAGAUACGGAGGGCGCAUUUUCUUCAUUUUAUUCUCGUAUACGUAGCAGUUUCAUAAUAUAUUUUGGAAGCGUAUUUUUGUAAUUUUGAUAUGCAAGUGAAAGGGCAUUGUAAAAAUACCACGUGUGAUAUUUUUGACCGAGUCUGGCUCUAGCCCAAGUUAGCAUA
This is a messenger RNA of Asparagus officinalis (garden asparagus), 2626 nucleotides long. RefSeq names its product homeobox-leucine zipper protein ROC3-like. Gene Ontology annotation, molecular function: DNA-binding transcription factor activity, RNA polymerase II-specific; lipid binding; DNA binding. Lineage: Eukaryota; Viridiplantae; Streptophyta; Magnoliopsida; Asparagales; Asparagaceae. The transcript is spliced from 11 exons. Gene Ontology annotation, biological process: regulation of DNA-templated transcription. The record is from RefSeq and is a predicted model, not a curated record. Bases 77 to 2326 code for a protein of 749 amino acids.